This is a messenger RNA of Candidula unifasciata, 576 nucleotides long. Lineage: Eukaryota; Metazoa; Mollusca; Gastropoda; Stylommatophora; Geomitridae. The record is from the annotation of a GenBank genome assembly.
GUGAAUGAAGUUGAUGGCUAUGAAAGAACUGCAUUACAUUAUGCGGCAGAGAGGGAUGAGUCUUGUGUUAGAAUCUUGCUGCAGGUCAGUGAAGUCAGGUUUGUAAAGGUAUUGAGGGAAUUUUAUUUUUAUUACAGGAACCUGAAUGUAAUCCUAGUUCUGCUAGAUUACAAUGCAGACAUUGAUAUCAGAAAUCGCAGGGGCCACACAGCUUUACAGAGAUCAGCUGCUGUGCAGGCCAGCGGUCUCAACAAUGAGCAAGAUGAUGCCACUCUAGAACUUCUAAUUAAAGCAUCUGGGCAGUUUGAUCUCAUGGAUGAGGAUGGUCAGCCAUUAUCGAUCAUCGCCAAAGACAACAGACUGAGUGAAAUUAUGCGACCCUUAUGCAAGAAUGCUCGCUCAUUGCUGGACUUAUGUAGAAGGCAGAUUAGGAGGUCUUUAGGGCCCAAAUUUUUACCCAAUGUGAUUCCAGCCCUGCCGGUGCCUCCAAGACUUCAGGAGUUCCUCUUGUUAAAGGACAACAAAGAGUUUCUCUGUCGCUUGGAUGACUACAGCCUCGCAGAGCACUACUCGUGA